UGUAGCAGUAGUUUGUAUGCGUUGUAUGCAGGUAGGUAUAUAGGUAUAGAUUAUGUGUAGAGAACCUACAGGACGUUCAGUGCGCAACUAUAAACUCUGGUCUCUGGCGGCGUCAAGUGCACGUAUUCGCACAAUCCUCGAGCGAGCCAGUCGUCGUUAGCGCGUGAGUCGAUCGAGUCUGGUUAAAGCGAGCGUCGGCGCUCAUCGACAUUAUAUCUACGGACUGUUGUGAGAGUUUCGUUUGCGUGUUUGUGCUUCUGUGCAAUUCGAUGUUCUUUGCUGACCGCUGUAUUAUGCAGUACAUCUUACGUGGGUGUGCAGUGAACCUGUGAGCCAGUUCGAAGAGCGAACGCCGCCACCUGCUCCGAGCGCGCUUUCAUCCACAGAUAUAGAUAUAUAAUAUACCUACUAUCGAAUUCGUUUGUGUCGCUCGCCGUUGAAAGACAAGGUGUUGCCGCUGCGCCGCAGUCUCGGUCGCAAAUCGACUGCAACUUUCAUCUGGACAUAGUCGCGCGGCAGCUCUCAGGGCCCGCGACUUUCUAUUCUCUCGUUGGAAAAAAACAGCGCAACGAAGACGCUUUGUCGCAAAAAUGGGCAACAUGUGCAAGGACUGUAUGUCGCGCAUUCCAUAUGCCACCCUGAUUGCAACCAUAAUGUGCUGCAUCGGGGUGGGUGUGUUUUGUGGCACGAUGUACCGCGGCGCAACACUCGUUAGCCUGAUGAUCAGCGAUGUCUUCCACAUAAAACGCUUAUGGCUCGAAGCCAUUAAAAUGAUAUUCGCGGUCAUUGGAGCGAGCAUGGCAGCUUUGGGUUUUAUGAUCCUGUGCGUCGGUUGCUUAGCUACUGGUGCCACAAGGACCAAAGUCUACCGUGCUUGGAGAACUAGAGUUGGUGGAAGGAUUUCUUGCGCUUUUUUCAUGACCAUUACCUACAUCUUGCAAAUCUUCUGGACGCUGAUUUUUGCUUUCCUGGUCAUCGCUACUUUUGUCUUCCACAAUUUCUGUAAAAUGUGCGACAAUCCGCGCGUUAAAACUUUCGACCAAUGUAUUGACUUUACUCAAUUCAAUUUCAUGUUUCCCAAUGGUACUCGGGAAGAAGAUAUGAAGGUCUGUGGUCAGCAAGAGGUCAAACUUUUCUGCAAAGAUUACUCUGAGCCAGCAAUACUCAUGUUCAUUUUAGCGACCAUCGCAACUAUUUUAGUAUUACUCUCGCUAGUUCACUUCUUAAUGUGCUUAUCUGCCAAUUACGCACACAUUCGAGACCAUGAAAAGUUCCAGGAGUUGCAGGAAAUGCAAUAUUUACAAGAAAAUGUAGCACCAGAUUCACCUCAACCGGGAAUGGGCACUCUGCGAGGAAAAGAUAGAUUUUAGGAUACAGCCCGCGAGAUCUUCGUUAUGAACCCCUCGUAAACAAUUUAAAAUUUCAUUAGGACAUCAUUUAAAUCGGCUUUAAUUGUGAUCUGUCAUCAUCCCAUCGUUCUUUAGGACGCUCGCGCGUUCUCCAAGAAGCCGAUGAGUCGACUAUUUCUAGACCUGAGCGAGGACUGACCUUUUUUAUUAAUUAAUUAAUUAAUUAAUCAAGUAAUUAAUUAAUUGAUGAUAAUAAUACAUUUUUCUUUCGUGAUUUAGUGUUAUCGAAUCUCAACCAGCAGGUAAAUAAUUAGUAAAAUAUCACUUUGUCAUUAUCCUGACCUUCACAGCUGUUAAUUAAUACAUCGUAUUGAAAUUGAUUAUUUAUUUUUAAAGAAUAAUUGAAUGCGAAUAUCGAACUGAUGCUCUUUUUAGUUGAUAGCUGUGAAGUUUUUAUCCGUGUAAAAAAAGAACUCUUGAAAAAAAAAUUUAUAAAUCAUUGUUGAAGUAGUUCUAUAAAUUCAUGGUUUACGAAAAGUUAAGUGAUGCGGAGUGAACGUAAAAAUUAACUUGAAAAGAUGCCAAAAAAUGCUCAGAAACGCUCGAGUCCGUUUACGAGGAGAGUUAACUCGCCACUUGGCGAUCGAUCGAUAGUACAACUAUGUACGGCACUCAUAUUGUUAUAUCCUUUUUUAUUUUGU
Molecule: messenger RNA, 2050 nt
Organism: Trichogramma pretiosum
Lineage: Eukaryota; Metazoa; Arthropoda; Insecta; Hymenoptera; Trichogrammatidae
Gene: M6
Product: neuronal membrane glycoprotein M6-a
Exons: 4
Coding region: 591-1370 (259 amino acids)
Biological process (GO): neuron projection development
Cellular component (GO): plasma membrane
Source: RefSeq, a predicted model, not a curated record